Molecule: messenger RNA, 1018 nt
Organism: Dreissena polymorpha
Lineage: Eukaryota; Metazoa; Mollusca; Bivalvia; Myida; Dreissenidae
Exons: 4
Coding region: 527-919 (130 amino acids)
Source: RefSeq, a predicted model, not a curated record
UGGCUUGUUGAUAGCUAUUAAUUAUCGACGUUUGUUGAGCUUUGCUGUAUAUGUGUCCAUAGCUGAGAGCGGCAUUUUGCAGUUUUGUAUUGACUGAUAAGAUUAUCGUUUUGCUCCAGUUGUUUCGUCGUGCGCCCUGUCUAGUUAAGUAGUCAAAACACUGUUUAUUAAGUCUGUUAUCGUCCAUCCUGUUUAAGCGAAACCAUUGUCCUAACACUGAUUUCCAUUGUCGAAUGUGCGGUGGGGUCCAUCCCAUGUCUCCUGUGUGUGACUGCUGCGUUUGGUGUUUAUCUCCCUACACCUAGGAAGAAGCGACAGUCUUUGUGAUGGACGGCAUUUAUACAUGUGAAUUCCUGUAUUCCCCAGAUUGCAGCUCCGUAGCUUAUUGUUGGCCACACCAUUGUGUCGUAUAGCUUAGUAAAGACUUCAUAAACUAUUCCACCUAGUGCUUUGUACUUCGAGAUCAGUAAUCUUAGCGCUCUAGAUGCAGACUGUGCUACAUGUUUUGCGGUUAUAGAAUAAUCCAAUGUAUCUGUUAAAACGAUAUCGACUGACUCGUUCUAUAAUUGCUUGGUUACACUUGAACACAAACUCCGUCGGUGAUGUUUUAGCUGUUCUAAAAUACGACGGCGCCGUCACGCGCCACGAGUACACCGCGUACGUCUGCUUCCUGUCUCCCACGCUGUACCAGAUCUCUCACUACAUGUACGACGAGUACGACAUAGCACCAGCCGACCACCAUCUCAAGCAGGCGGACUACGGCGCUUUCUACCACAAACUGGACGCAGACCACGACGGAACAGUGCAAAGGUUCGAGUGGAUAUCUUGGUGGUCCCAGAAAUUUGCCUCUCUGGAAACCGCAAAUGCGCAUACGCACGGCCAGGCGGACAGUAUCCAUGGCAACCACCACUGUCACUGAGUCACCAUGGUUACCGACACAGCAAUAUGCACGCCGGAAGUACAUGGCUCGUUUUUCUGUAUUAUGAGAAUGGCAUUUAAAUAAAUGAAUGUUGCUCUA